Messenger RNA from Daucus carota subsp. sativus, 1388 nucleotides. Its product is annotated as triacylglycerol lipase 2-like. The coding region runs from base 93 to 1283 and encodes 396 amino acids. NCBI's taxonomy places the organism in Eukaryota, Viridiplantae, Streptophyta, Magnoliopsida, Apiales, Apiaceae. Gene Ontology annotation, molecular function: hydrolase activity, acting on ester bonds. The transcript has 10 exons. The record is from RefSeq and is a predicted model, not a curated record. Gene Ontology annotation, biological process: lipid metabolic process.
UACCGAGAGGAUUAUGCUCAUGCAGAUUAUGUCAUGGCUGUCAAUGCUAAAGAAGCUGUGUAUAAUCCUGUCAUCGCUUUCUUUAGGCUUCAAUGAUUACCUUAAUUUUGAUACGCAUCAAUAAAUUUUCUAUCAGUGCCAAAGAAGUUGCAGCAAGAACAAAACUCUACUCUGACAAUGAACAAAAUGGUAUAUGCAAAUUAAUGGUCGAUACACAGGGCUAUUUGUGUGAGGAGCACAAAGUGACAACAGAAGAUGGUUAUGUUCUUAGUAUGCAGAGGAUCCCGAAAGGAAGGUCUGGGGAAACAGCAGACAGGCCACCAGUUCUUCUACAACAUGGGUUGCUCAUGGAUGGAAUAUCAUGGCUUUUGAAUUCUCCAAAUGAGUCUUUAGCUUUUAUCUUGGCUGAUAAUGGAUAUGAUGUUUGGAUAGGAAACACAAGGGGAACCAAUUACAGCCGUGGACAUACAUCACUUACUCCUGAUGAUUCGACCUACUGGGAUUGGUCGUGGGACGAAUUAGCAGCAUAUGACCUUCCAGCCACAUUCCAGUAUGUUCAUGAACAAUCAGGGCAAAAGUUGCACUAUGUUGGGCAUUCCUUGGGAACCUUGACUGCUUUUGCUUCUUUUUCCCAAGACAAAAUGUUGAAUAUGUUACGUUCAGCUGCUUUGCUGAGUCCAAUUGCUUAUUUGGGCCAAAUGUCUUCAUUUCUUGCAAGAAGUGCUGCUGAUAUAUUUCUAGCAGAAGAAUUGGAGUGGCUGGGUCUGAAUGAGUUUAACCCCAGAGGGGAAGCUGUAGUCGGACUUCUAGAAGUAAUAUGCCAGAAUCCAAAUAAUAACUGCAGCGACUUGAUGACUUCUUUUACAGGCAAGAAUUGCUGUGUGAACUCCUCCGCCACAGAUAUCUUUCUGCAACACGAGCCUCAGCCAACAGCAACAAAGAACAUGAUUCAUCUAGCUCAGAUGAUCAGAGGAGGGAAGAUAGCAAUGUAUGAUUACGGAAGCACAGAAGAGAACAACAAGCACUAUAAUCAGCCAACUCCUCCUGAAUACAAAAUGGCAAGCAUUCCAGCUAAUGUCCCUCUUUUCCUCAGUAAUGGAGGCCAAGACUUGCUCUCUGAUGUCAAGGAUGUGCAGACUCUGCUGGACAGUCUAGAUGAUCAUGAUCGCGACAAACUAGUAGUCCAGUUCACAGCAGACUAUGCACAUGCUGACUAUGUUUUUGCUGUGAAUGCAAAGCAAGUUGUUUAUGAUCCUCUCAUGGCCUUUUUCAAACUUCAUUAACACAUUCACUGCAUAGAAAUGUGAAUUGACUUGGAAUAUCAUACAUUUUCACCACUCCAUUUAUAUAGAAUAUAAAAAAUCUGGAAAUAUAAAAUCUCUUGUACU